AGUCGAUUCGGAGUCGAGGACCUUCGAUCACCGUCCGCCUUUCGCAAUAAUGGACAUCCUCCGUCGAGCUCGUCUCCUCUUUCCUCCUCUCCCCUCCAGGCCCUCGCCAUCUCUCAUAAGAUACAUGUUCCCCUCCUUCCUCCUCAUCAUCUACCUCUUAGUCACCCCCACCGUCGCCCACACCGUCUCAUGGCUUCGCAAGUUUUCCUUGGCACAUAUCCCCGGAACAGACGUCGGUCCUGGAGCUCACGAAGGUCCAACAAAUGGUUGGCUUUGGCAAUGGGCGUGGGCAGCUGAUGGAACUGUGUCCAUUGUCGACCGUACCCCUGCGAUUACAUUUCCUGCAAGACCGGCUUCGUUUGGCUUAGAGCUUCUCGACCCCUUGCUGGGUUAUGUCAUACCGUUAUCUUCAUUCACGGCGCCUUGUCCUCGUUCCAAUGACACUUCGUCCACCUCUUUUUGGUCGAGGACGCCUGUUUCAUUCAGAUUUGGAAGAAAGUACGAGCCUGACCCCGUAUUGGGCUGUCCCGAACUCUGUAUAAGCGGGCCCAAUGUACCUGAUCAAGAUGAGAAGUGGAUUGCUCUCGUCCAGAGGGGUGGAUGUCCAUUUGUUGACAAAGCGAGGAUGGCUCAGAAAUUGGGUGCAUCGGCAGUCGUCGUUGGUGGCGAUAGGGAGAAUCCUGACGCAUUGCUGAAUAUGUAUAGCGAAACAGAUGCAUCAGACGUCAAAAUUGCUGCAACUUACAUAAAAUAUUGGGACUAUCUUCAAUUAUCUUCUCUCAUCGCUUCUUCCAAUACUUCGCAUAACGGUCUUCGCACGCUCUCACUCCUGAUCACCACAGAAUAUUCCGCAUGGGAAUGGUACUCUCCAAUCAUCACAUUCAUCGUGAUCCUCCUCCUCCCAACCCUACUCACUUUCCUCACUCUUCUAAUCCAUCGCAUACGAGCCGCACGAGCCGCCCAACGAGACCGAGCACCCGAAGAGUUUGUCCACAGACUUCCAUGGCGCGUUUGGACAGGCACAGGAUGGGAGAAACACGACCCUAUUAUCGAACAUCCCCCUCCUCAUCCUCAUUCCUUCUUACCCACAUUGCAUACACCAGGUCACGCUCGCGCUAGCUCUGCGGACUCGAGUCGUAGGGAUUUGGAACGGGGAGAAGUGGUGGAGGAAGAAGAGUUGCGGAUACGUCGAGAGCAAGAGCUUGAAGAGGAAGAGGAACCGGAGUGGAUGGAGCACCAGUCUGAGUGUGCGAUUUGCUUGGAGAUGUUUGCGAAGGGUGAGCGUGUACGGGUUCUACCUUGCGGACAUAUGUUCCAUUUGGAUGAAGUAGACGAGUGGUUAAUCAAUCGGAAGAAACUGUGUCCUGUGUGCAAAGCGGAUGUUACUCAACCUCAAUCCCGCCUUCCUCAUCAACACAUUACCCCAGUUAGUGCGUCGACGCUUCUGCCCCCGCCCCCGCCAUCUUCUUCGGCAUCUUCGUCUCUCGGCUCUUCACCCGUUGCACCUUCACCUAUAUCGUUACCUGCGUCGCUGGCGACACCAACGGAACGUACACCACUUCUUCAUUCCUCAGCAUCCUCUCCAUAGUCUAUCCGCAGGCAGAGUUGAUGUCUGGAAUUUGGAGCACUGCAGGUUGGUGCCGUUCCCUCGAAAUUCUUGACACUUCGGGCACAUCAGACGCUUGGUGCUCUUCGGCUUCGCCAUAUUUUGUUUCUUGUGGGUUAACUUGCGCACCUUCCCCCACCCCACUCCCCUGUCACGAGUCACGAAUUCACGACCAACUCAUCCUAUAUACCAUCGCUGUUGUCUCGCACUUGGAUGGACGCCCCCACGCAAUGUCACAUAAAUUACUUGUAUAAUUAUACUGUGUAUUUUCCCGUGUGCACUCGAUAUUGAUGAAACGCAGGAGGCGUAAGUUCUCUA
Messenger RNA from Somion occarium, 1924 nucleotides. NCBI's taxonomy places the organism in Eukaryota, Fungi, Basidiomycota, Agaricomycetes, Polyporales, Cerrenaceae. The record is from the annotation of a GenBank genome assembly.